Solanum lycopersicum (tomato) is the source of this 2304-nucleotide messenger RNA. RefSeq lists its product as uncharacterized. The record is from RefSeq and is a predicted model, not a curated record. Lineage: Eukaryota; Viridiplantae; Streptophyta; Magnoliopsida; Solanales; Solanaceae.
UUAUUUAUAAAAGGUUAAAACUAGAAUUGUAGGGGGCUCUCAAGAAAUGAGAACUCCUCCAAAAAUUGGUGUAUGCCACUAAAUGCAAUGCACACACGGUAUUCUUUAGUAAAAGGCGAAAGAAUAGUUCACUUUGUGCUCACUGCGUGGGUUUAGCUUCUGUAUUAGUGAUGCAUUUUAUAUUGUACAUUAAGUUUGGAUUCACCUUCUAUUACCAAUGUGGUACUUUACCUAUGAAAGGGAAGAAUAAUAAAAAAUAAUAAUUUCAAAUCUAACACAAGUUAUAAAAUAUUAAUACUAAUUUUUAGGGGUUAAGAUUAUGUUGUACAUUUUGAAUUUUGCAAAGACCGCAACGACAUACAACUACAUAAUCAAUGUAAUCUACAAAAAACAAAAAAAACUUUAUGUGUAACAGUAAAAUUAAUAAAGAGUGAAUGCGAUAAAAUCGAUAUCUCCGUCAUUUUGUUCAAGAUUAUAAAUUCUCUUGUGCUGCCGUUACAAAGAUUCUUAUAUGCAUGACUUUUUUCAUGACAAAAGGACAACAAAAUCUAGUCUCCAUCAAGUUAACAAAGAUGCCCCAAGGCAUUUGUCUUGUGCUCUCAUCCGCGGACUUCUCGUGGACAGUCAACGUUGACAUGAAACAUAAAUUUUAGAGAUGUCUAGAUGAUUAUUUGGUAAGCUAGAGUGUUCAUCGACUUACACAAUAAAGACGAGUUAACGUGUAUAGAUGUGCAUAUACGUAAUCAAUCAGAGUGUUUACUUACUAGAGAACAAAUUUGAGUGCCUUGUUUAUGUCAUAUAGCCAAAAAUAACCCCAACACAAAUUCAACUGUUGUUGUUACCUUGUUAGAUAAAAACCAAGCAUCUUCAAUAAAACAAGUUAAAAAUUCUCUUGGGAGAUCACGAAUUAACCAUUAAUAAUUUAUCCAUACACCAAUAUUUGUCACACUAUAAAUAGUUCUAUUUUUUAACCCUUUCUUCACCCCUUCACCAACAUAACUUAUACCACUACACAGAACGUCUAACGAUCUUAUAAUAACACUCACCAAACACAACUCAAACAAAGACGUAAAAAAAUGAAGAUGAACACUAGUCCAAAAGUUUCCAUUCUCAUCAUCCUCACACUAAUUUCAUGUGCCAUAGCACAACCUUCGUCGUGCAACCCUAGUGGGAAGAUUGAAGGCAUAAAACCACCACCAGGGAAAUGCAAAAUAGGCUAUCAAUCAGAAUGUUGCAAGCCUGGAAAGUCGUACACAACUUACAAGUGCUCGCCUUCCAUUUCAGGCAAGACGAAAGCAGUUCUAACUAUCAACAGUUUCCAAAAAGGCGGUGAUGGUGGUGGAAAAUCCGAAUGUGACAACAAGUACCAUUCAGAUAACACACCGGUGGUUGCACUCUCAACAGGUUGGUUCAGUGGCGAAAAGAGGUGUAUGCAGAACAUAACAAUUUAUGGGAACGGUAGGAAAACGAAUGCUAUGGUUGUCGAUGAGUGUGAUUCCACAAUGGGAUGUGACCAUGUUCAUGACUAUCAACCACCCUGUGCUAACAACAUUGUUGAUGCGUCCAAAGCUGUUUGGAAGGCAUUAGGAGUACCUAAGAAGCAAUGGGGAGAACUUGAUAUAUUCUGGUCUGAUUAAUGAACAUGAUUUUGCAAGCCUAAUAGCAAGAUUAAGGCAAAAAAUCCGCCCAACGGGCAUUGUAACAUAGAAGAAGAUGAUAUAUGUUGCAUCAAAGACAAAAUAUACACUACUUACAAAUGUUCACCUCAAGUGUCUAGCAAGACCAAAGCAAUUCUCACAUUGAAUAGUUUCGAAAAGGGUGGAGAUGGAGACGGAGAUGGACCAUCAAAAUGUGAUAACAAGUAUCAUUUUGAUGAUACACAUGUUGUAGCUCUUUCAACUGGUUGGUACAAUGGAGAAGGGAGAUGUCUUAGAAACAUAACGAUAAAUGGUAAUGGAAGAAGCGUAAAUGCCAUGGUUGUGGAUGAAUGUGAUUCGACUAUGGGUUGUGAUGAGAAACAUGAUUAUCAACCACCAUGUAGAAACAACCUUGUUAUCGCUUCACAAGGCGUUUGGAGAGCCUUACGUGUGCCUAUCAACGAAUGGGGUGAGUUGGACAUAACUUGGUUCGAUGAAUAGAUGCAGAGGUAGAUCCAGAAUUUGAAAUUGUAUUCAUGGUUUGUGUAACUUUAUUGUAUUUACUCUAACACCAAAAAAACAUUUAUUAUAUUAAUCAUGGUUGUGUAACUUGUUGAAGAACUAUAGUGACUAAUUAACAGUCAAAUUACAAGUAGUAUUUGUUGAA